Molecule: messenger RNA, 255 nt
Organism: Lodderomyces pseudojiufengensis
Lineage: Eukaryota; Fungi; Ascomycota; Pichiomycetes; Serinales; Debaryomycetaceae
Exons: 1
Coding region: 1-255 (84 amino acids)
Source: RefSeq, a predicted model, not a curated record
AUGCAUCCAUUUAUAAUACCAAUUACUAGUGCAUUAAUAGGGUAUUUCAUGAAGGAUUAUUAUGGUCUUGAAUUCAGUUUUAAUAUAAAUGUAAUAGAUGGGAAAAGCAAUAACAAAAAUAUAAUGUAUCAAUUACUGAGUGCUAAUCAACAAAAAAUAUUAGAUUAUAUAGCAGCUUUAACUGAUCAAACUGAAAUGAUGGCAAAUCAAAAAAUUAUUAAAGAUAAGAUGCCUAGUGGAGAGUCCAUAUUGUAA